This is a messenger RNA of Trypanosoma theileri, 326 nucleotides long. RefSeq names its product putative beta-fructofuranosidase. Gene Ontology annotation, molecular function: hydrolase activity, hydrolyzing O-glycosyl compounds. The record is from RefSeq and is a predicted model, not a curated record. The transcript has a single exon. Lineage: Eukaryota; Euglenozoa; Kinetoplastea; Trypanosomatida; Trypanosomatidae. Gene Ontology annotation, biological process: carbohydrate metabolic process. The annotation marks the transcript as partial.
AUGCGCAUUAUAUCAUCUACAUGGUGCGUGCUGCUGCUGCUGCUGCUGCUGCUGCUAGCGAUUGCGGUAACCGCGUCGCAUGAGCCGCGCUUCCACGUGCGUCCCCCCACCAAUUGGGUCAACGACCCCAACGGACCUUACCGUGACCCCAUCACAAAACAGAUGCACCUGUACAUGCAGUACAACCCGCACGACUCGGUGUGGGGCAAUAUAAGUUGGUACCACUUCACAUCGAAGGACUAUGUGAAGUGGCUGGAUCAAGGCAUUGCACUAAAGAACAAUAAUGAAUACGAUCGCAGAGGUGCAUACAGUGGAUCCAUCACGCA